AUGUUUCUUGCGUCUGUUACGAAUCCGUCUCGACGAGUAGGAGCCCUCGCAUACCUAAAUCACCACCUACCAAAGCUCGCCGGUAAAAUACCAUCGGAUGAUAUCGUCAAUGAAACUGGCGAUUAUGAAAAGGGAGAAAACAGGACUCAUGAUAUGACCAGUGCUCUAGAAAGCGUCACAUCACCCGAGCCAGGCCUUCUGAUUCGAUGUUUUGCAACUGGGUUGGCGGAUGAACAAGUACUUAUACAGCGAAAUUUUUUGGACCUGCUUGUCACCCAUCUCCCCCUACAUUCUUCUGUUUUACAACGGCGGGUUACUUCUAAGGACCUAGAGCUACUUGUUGGUGCUGCCGUUGGAGUGGUUAUCCGGAGAGAUAUGAGUCUCAAUCGUCGACUGUGGGCAUGGCUAUUAGGGCCUGAUUUUGAUAAAUCUUCUCAUGCGAAUGAUGCCGGAGUCCACAACUCAAUGUCUUCUAGCUCCGCUGCUAUGGCUACAUUUGACAACAAUAGCUCGAAGUCACAUUACUUCGAACAAUUCGGUUUUAAGCCCCUUGUCAGUAGUGUCAAGUCUAUGCUUGCGAAGAAUUCUUCCAACCCAAACGAGCGAUCCCGGCCAUACCGUAUAUCUUUAUCACUUAUGGAUCGGUGGGAAGUUGGAGGAUUGGUAGUUCCGGAAGUUUUUCUCCCCGUCAUCCGCAGUACGCAGAGAUACAAACAUAUUGCCAAGUCAAAGGCCAGUUUUGAUGAAGUAUUCCGGAGCGCCAGUGCUUUCUUUGAUGGUGUAGAAAGCAGCUUAAUAUUUUCGGAGCUUGUCGGUCUAAUUCUCUCACCUCGUUCGAGUAUAUCACGGCCAAAUCGUAUGAUGGACGACUUACGCCUGGCUACAUUCAUGUUGUCCCACUUCAAUAUGAAAGAAGAAGAGAUGCUAACCACACAUAUACCUCUCCUGAUCUUAUCAUUACUUCUGAAAGCAAAAGCCUUAUGCACAUCCAGUGCAUGGAACGAACCGGGCUACUCUAGUGUAGCAAGUUCCGCUCUUGAUGAAAUAGGGUCCGUUGCCAAUUUACUGGUUCGCCUUGUUCCUGAAAGAGCAUUCACUCCUCAUCCGGAGAAAAGUCGUGACUCAAGCAUGGAUAAUGCUACAACAUCUAUGAGCAAUGAGCAAGUAACAAAAGCAAUUCUAAAUUUCUAUUCUCGAAGCAAGGAUUCGCUGCGCCUCCCAGAGCCCCCUUUUUCGUCCACCGGAGUGGCCACCAUCAUUCUCCGCGAAGCUCAGUCUUUGGUUAUGCUUUCUUUGGAAUCAGAUACUCAAACCCAAUUCCUCAGAGAAAGAAUAAAUUUGUUCGUUGCUCUGCUGAGUAAAAUGCAAAGAGCAGAGCUCCCAGAACCAGGAAAGCUAUAUGAAGCCAUCGAGGAAAAGCUUACUACUGCAAACGAUGGCCAUAGUGUCCUCUCUAUGUCUGUUGUCAACUCAGCUGUAUUUGCUCUUACCUCCUUAUAUUCCACAAAAAAGUCCAGUCGUUAUAUCAGCUAUGAGCAGAUUACAGAUCUGAUUCCAGUCUUAGUCCAGCAACUAUGGGAUUUUCUGGAGCCGGCAAACUUGCGCUUUCAUGUUGAAGCUGCGGCAUGUUUAUGGCUCUUACACUCUGUUAGCUGGAGAGACCAUCUUGUCGAAGCCGCAAUAACCUCGGUCAUGAUCUCUCCCUCGACUUCUUCCCAUCAAGCUCCACUUGAUCAAGCAGAGAAAUUUUUUGUACUUUGGAACCAUAGCCAUCAUUCCAACACGGAUUCUUUUGCAUUACGUACUCCUAGUGAUGACGGCCCAGAUAUAAAAACAGUAUAUCGUGCAAAUCUCUUGAGUCAGCCACUGUUUAAUGUUCUGGGUCUUCUGUCAUCUGGUUCAGAAGAUACAUCUUUGGCAGUCAGAGAUUGGCUUCGCGAUUUACCAUCUACAUAUGAAUUAUUUCGUGUCAUUUUGUUGAAGUUCCGCGACUUCCAUCUCCUUCAGGAGACAUCGACAGAGGAAACAAGCGAAUUCAGGGAAACAAUGAUACUCAGCCAUGCCAACCAGUGCAUUUAUAUGCUUCAGCUAGUGCGAAACGUGUUAUCCGUGCUAAGCCCAGCUGGAUGGUCGUUGAUAUUAUCAAAUACUGCCACGCAGCCAUCACGAACUAAAUCCGUACCAUUCGAUGUAGAGGAAAACAAGGGAGAGGUCACCAUCCAAACCGAGAUUUCACAGAUAUGCUUCCAUGCACUUCAUGGUGUCCAUCGUGUACCAGAGUGCCUUCACGAACAACAAAACCAGAUAAGAAAAGAAGCCUUGUCCCUUCUGCGUCUACUACUGUCCAGUACAGGAGCAGAAAAGUUGCUCUCUUUAGAUAUCGAUUCCUACCUCCUUGAUCAUCUAUCCCUAGCCUUAGAUGAGGGGAAAGUAGAGCACCAGUCUUCCAUAAUCGAUGCUCUGACUCCGGUUCUUAAGAUGAGAUACGCGCAUCAUAUAGGGCUUUCAACUGCUGCGUCUAACAGACAUCAGAGAAAGGGAUCUUUUGAUAUAUCCCGAAUGUCGUUUAGUGCGGAGAGGUCUGACAAGAGCCAAGAGAGCCAAACAUUACCCCAACCGCCUGCAAAGCUCUUGGAUUGCCUACUAAAAGGCAUCAGCUCAAAGAUAUCCCGACCCAUCAUUGACAAAUGGGUUAAUUUCCUUGCGGAAUGUCUACCAUUAUACUAUAAGUCCAUUUUCAAGGUACUCCUAACGCUCGCGGAGUGCUUCUGCAAGGAAAUAAGUUCUUCAUUCAACGAACUUCAAGUUAUGUUUCAAAAAUUAUCGGAAGGAUCCCCUAGUUGUUCGCCUGAACAUACCACGAUAGCUUUAUUGAGUGGCCUAGAGACUUGCGUUGCAACUGCUCAUGACCGCCUUCAAGUUGAAGAGGUGAACACGGCUGCUGUGAAAUCACCAGAUCAGCCGCAGGGGUUUUUUGGCAGCAUGUUUGCAUCUGAAGGAGCCCAAGCCCAGCCCACAAGUAGCAACAACACGAGGCUCACAGUCCUUCUAUGUUUCCAGGAUGCUGUGCAGCUAUGCUAUUCAAUCUGGGCAUGGGGUCCUGGUGGCCGAAGUAAACAGCCUCGUGAUCUUGACUCCGUGGCGUCUUUUCAGUAUACCUCAUUGAGAAUGAGAAACAGGGCUAGAAGGAUACUCGAACAUUUGUUUGCAGCUGAGGCCCUCGAGUGUCUUGAAACAUUGAUCAAACUCUGGCGUACGUCAAUAGCUUUGGAUGAACCUGCCAAAAGUAGAGCAAUAUUUAGCCUACUCCAUACCCUGGACGGAUCAAAACCCAAGGUCACGAUUCCUGCCAUCUUUAAUGCUAUAUAUAGCCGGACUAGCCCAGCUGCACUAGAACCCAGCCGUAAAUCGUCCAUGUCUUCUGAAUUGUCAGAGACCGACCUCGCAGCUUUCCUUGUCAUGUAUGCCAAGUCGUUGGAUGAUGACUUUUUGGAUGACAUCUGGGGUGAUUGUAUCACCUUUUUGAAAGAUGUUCUCACAAACCCAUUUCCACAUCGCCAAAUCUUACCUCGUUUGCUAGAGUUUGCUGUAGUGCUUGGAGGCAAGAUGGAAAACACCACAUUUGGGGAUGACCGAAGAACCCGGAGGGAACUGGGGGAUCUGAUAUUGCGACUUCUCCCGGCUAUAUUCACCAGCAAGCCGUUAUCUGGGACCCAUGAACCAUCAGCGCCUCGGGACCAAGAGUCAGAGCAAUCUAGCUCGCCCUCUCUUUUACAGCGCAUUGGGCCGGACGAUAUCAUUGGUAUCCUGUCUGUCAGCCUUCCAACGCUAACAGCCACUCUUGAUGAGGCAGAUAGGGUAUCCAACGCGCUGUCCAGCAUAUCAACAAAUAUUAUAUCUCCUACAUUUCACUCACGCUUAUUCCCAUCCAAUGUGGACAAGAACACCUUAGAUCUCCUGCAGCAAAUCUCCAAGAUCCAAGGAGCAUCCAAGAUCUGGAAGAAGGACGUUAGCGAUGCGUUCAAUGACAGCAAGUUUUUUUGUUUCAAGUAUGGCCUGGUCAAGAGCCAUUGGAUACGCCUCUUCCGUCAAUGGGCCCUAACAGAUACAGAACGCCUUACGGAAGUGCUCACCCGCCUCACAUCCCCAACAUCUGCUGGUAUAAUGUUCGGUGUUGGUGCGAGCGCUGCUCGACUGGAAGCGGAUCGUAAAGCACAGUUGAACCUCCGUCGAAUUGCAUUAUUGAUAAUUGCAUCUGACGAAGACCAUUUCAGCGCUGAGCUAUCAGAACUUCAGCAAAAGCUAGAAGAUCUCCUUGCAGCUACUCAUGUAUCUUCCCCAUCCUCCGUGACAAGAGCAGAGAUAUACAUGGUCCUAAGAGCCUUGAUCCUCAGGACUGGAUCCACCAGCAUUGCUCCCUUCUGGCCUAUGAUCAGCACGGAACUCCAAGAUGCAAUUUCUGCUAUUUCUCCAGACCAGGAGAGCGAGAGCUUCAACCCCUAUUCACUUCUUCAGGCUGCAAAGCUUCUGGAGACACUACUUCUUCUCUCACCAGACGAUUUCCAGUUACAGGAGUGGCUUUUCGUCACAGACACCAUAGACGUUGUUUAUCCACCAAAUCGUUGGGAAUCAAGAGCCCUUGCCGACGAACUCUCUCGUUCAUUGGGGAAGAGCAAAAGUCCCCGAAGUGAACAUUCAGCCUCCGCUCAAGACACAAAUGGCUAUGAUGGUGGCGGCGAUGACGAAAGCGUUGGUACGGAAUCUAGCAAAAAAGAUGGGUUUAAGAAAGCUUGGUUGAACUCGGAUCUUAGCAGGGAAACAGCCAAGGAUGAGAUCGUAGAGAAGUUGUUGCGGCCCUUCUUUGACCGGUUGAGUAUACAUUCUUUUGAGACCAUGUAUAGUAUGGGUGUUCCAGACAUCGCGGCCUGCACAGAUGAUCUUCUGGCUGAUUUGUUUAACGAGUUCACCAUAGUUAGCUAA
Trichophyton rubrum CBS 118892 is the source of this 4980-nucleotide messenger RNA. RefSeq lists its product as uncharacterized. The coding region runs from base 1 to 4980 and encodes 1659 amino acids. The transcript is spliced from 4 exons. The record is from RefSeq and is a predicted model, not a curated record. Gene Ontology annotation, biological process: Golgi to endosome transport. Gene Ontology annotation, cellular component: endosome; trans-Golgi network. Lineage: Eukaryota; Fungi; Ascomycota; Eurotiomycetes; Onygenales; Arthrodermataceae.